Molecule: messenger RNA, 1365 nt
Organism: Anopheles marshallii
Lineage: Eukaryota; Metazoa; Arthropoda; Insecta; Diptera; Culicidae
Exons: 3
Coding region: 1-1365 (454 amino acids)
Source: RefSeq, a predicted model, not a curated record
AUGAAGCAGGAGCUGGCGAUGGGUAUUGUCGGUGGGUUCGUGGACGACGACCGGGAUGUGUACAUGAUCGAGGGAAAGGACACGAUCAUUGACAUCAUCCGGAUGCAGCAGCAGGCCGAUCUCUGGCAAACCCUGUCGGUGGAUCUGGUCGACUGUGGACCGGGUAGCCGCGAAGGCGACAACUACAUGUCGGUCAUCAAACGCGUGGUGGCCCACUGCAAGGCGAAAUCAUCGGAUGGACGAAAUCACGUAUUUAAGAUUUCGCUGAUUUUCAAACGUCAAAUCACAAACCCCAACCGGCGAAUGCUGUUCCGGUGCGAUGCUGCGUUCGAGAACGAAAUUACCGCCUAUGCCAGCAUCAUUCCCGUCCUGCAGCGGAUAGCCCCGUACGAUCUGCCGUACCCGAAGUGUGUGACAGCGGGCAGCGACGAGUACGGGGAUCGGAUUGUGCUCGAGGAUCUGACCACCAGCGGAUACGCGAUGGUUGACCGACGGAUCGGUCUCAGCUUCGACCACUGUAUGGCCGUCAUGAAGGAACUGGCGAAACUGCAUGCCGUCUCGCUGGCACUGAAACACGAGCAGCCACACGAGUUUGCCGAUGUCUGCUCGAAGGUGCGCGAGAUCGUGUACUGUCCCGAGGCGGCCGACUUCUACACACAUUCCCUCGAGUCUUCGUUGCGCGGUGCGCUGGAUAGUCUGCGGUACAGCAACAGCAAGGGCGAUCUGGAUGGGCCGAUUCGUGCGGUGGAAGGAUUGACCGGUCGGCUGUAUCGCAUCAUGUGCGGACUCGUCUGUAACGGCAUGGAUGAAGCGUGGCGCGUCAUCUGCCACGGUGACACCUGGGUGAACAAUCUGAUGUUUAGUGCCGAUCGUCAGCACGUCCGGUUGAUCGAUUUGCAAACGAUGCGCUGCACGACACCGGUGCUCGACAUCCUUCAUCUGCUGUACACGAGUACGGAGCGCAAUAUGCGCCAACAGCAUGUUACCGAUCUGCUGCUGCAGUACCGCCGCACAUUGCUCGAAGCGCUGCAGGAACACUUCGACACGUUCCACGAGCCCGCUGCGGCGGCAUCCUUGUUGCGCCACUUUGCCGAACUGUUCUCGUACCAGCGGUUGCGGGCCGAGUACGAUCGGUGUCUACCGUACGGGUUGGGCAUUGCGAUGUGGUUGCUGCCGGCCGUUACCUUCAACCCGGACCAAAUACCCGACCUGGACGCGGUUACGAUCAACGAUUUCAAAACGAAAAAACACGAUAAAAGGAUCGCCCAGAUCGUGUCGGCCAACUACCACACGCGAACGCGCGACAUUGUGCUGGAAAUGUACGAGCAGGGCGUACUGCAGCGGCUCCAAACGGAGUUCAUCUAG